AACAGAUUCAACUGAGCUACAGAGGCAUAAGACUUCACACUAUCGGCCAUACCAGUGCUCAGUUUGUCAAUUCAGUGCCUAUAAAGGUUCUAAUGUUAAACGACACUGUAGAAGAGUUCACCCAGAAUGUCAGGCUACGGUUGUGAGAAAUGAUGGGAUUGAUAGUAAUCGACUGUCCCAAUUCAGAAUUUCAGACUCAAAUUCGAACACUCCAAAAUCAGACAAUUCGAGAGGGUUGACAACCCCAGCUGUUAAAAACCCCGAUAAAAUAAAAACAUAUAGAAUCCCAAAGAUUAAAAUGGUCAACCAAGAAACAAAAUAUGAUAACAGGCAAAAGGAGGAAGUAAAGGCUGAUGACAAGGAGAAAUGUUUAUACAGUGACAUAAGUGAUGAUGAAAACUCAAGUGAUUACAACGACGUUGCAGAAAAUGAGACCCCAAAAGCAGAUCAUACAAAGCAAGUUGAACUUGAUGAAGAGAAGAAUAAUGUUUAUAGUGAUAUAAGUGACACUGAUAACUUGAGUGAUUUUAAUGAUGAUAUGAAUACAAAACACAAUGAUGCCAAUAUUAAAGACAGUGUUGGUGACACGAACUAUAAUAAAGGAGAUGAUGACAGUGCCAGUGAUGCUAAUGAAAUAGCCAGUGAUGCUAAUGACAGUGCAAGUGAUGCUAAUGAUAGUGGCAGUGAUGCUAAUGACAGUGUCAGUGAUGCUAAUGAUGGUGGCAGUGAUGCUAAUGAUAGUGGCAGUGAUGCAAAUGAUGGUGGCAGUGAUGCAAAUGAUGUUGGCAGUGAUGCUAAUGAUAGUGGCAGUGAUGCUAAUGAUACUGGCAGUGAUGAUAAUGGUAGUGCUAAUGAUGUCAGCAUAGCUGAUAUUAACAAUGAGGCUAAUGCUAGUGAUGACAUUGAUAGCAGUGAUGAUGGUGCUAAUAGUAAGAAAGGUACAAGUAAUCGGGACUCUGACAUUGUUGAAAUUGAUAGUGGUGGUGAAAAUGUUGGCAGGAAACGAGAUAAAAAGUCAAUGGACAAUGUAAGAGUUGAUAGCGAUGGAAACGAUGGUGAAAAUAAUAUUAGUGACAAUGAGAGCAAAAGUGAUGAUGGUGAAAAUAAUAUAAGUGCAAAUGAAACCAAAAGUGAUGACGGUGAAAAUAAUAUUAGUGACAAUGAAACCAGAAGUCAUGCGGGUGAAAAUAAUAACAGUGAUAAUGAAAGCAAAAGUGAUGACAGUGAAAAUAAUAUUAGUGACAUCGAAAGCAAAAGUGAUGAUGGUGAAAAUAAUAUCAGUGACAAUGAAAGCAAAAGUGAUGAUAUUGAAAAUGAUAUUAGUGACAAUGAAAGCAAAAGUGAUGAUGGUGAAAAUAAUAUUAGUGACAAUGAAAGCAAAAGUGAUGAUGGUGA
Messenger RNA from Owenia fusiformis, 1395 nucleotides. The record is from the annotation of a GenBank genome assembly. NCBI's taxonomy places the organism in Eukaryota, Metazoa, Annelida, Polychaeta, Sabellida, Oweniidae.